AUGUGUGAAUACUGCAAUGUAAGCGAAAAAGCACGAGAAGAAUUGGUGUGGGUUCUGUCACAAAAAUAUCUGUAUCAUAUCGUGGAUAUAAUCACCCAUGCUAAGACCAAUAUCGAUGUACGAAACAUGUCUUGCUAUGCGCUAGCAACACAUUUGAUGACCGCAGUUCUUGCGGAAGUAGACGAUUACCGAUUUUGGCUGAAAUUUACGAAAAGUUUCUCCAAAUUGAUCACGGAUAGAUGUAUUACUUAUAGUGAUAACCGAAAAUUGCAUGAGUAUCUGGCUCCACUUAGUGGCUACAUCUUCCAGUAUGUUGGACAAAAUGACCCUGGAUUGGUGAAGGGUCUUUACAAGAAGUGA
Cylicostephanus goldi is the source of this 360-nucleotide messenger RNA. Lineage: Eukaryota; Metazoa; Nematoda; Chromadorea; Rhabditida; Strongylidae. The record is from the annotation of a GenBank genome assembly.